Molecule: messenger RNA, 1347 nt
Organism: Lathyrus sativus (Indian pea)
Lineage: Eukaryota; Viridiplantae; Streptophyta; Magnoliopsida; Fabales; Fabaceae
Source: the annotation of a GenBank genome assembly
AUGGGAAUUGGUGAUUACAACAAUGUAAUCAAAUCUCAAGACAUAAUUGGUGGGAGUUUAGUGACUGAAAGAGAAUACAUUGAUCUGACAAAUAUGAUGGAAAACACUUGCUUAAGUGAAAUGGACAGCAUUGGGGAUCAUUUCACAUGGUCUAAUAAACAAGCAGUUGGUCCCAUUUACUCUAGAAUUGAUAGAGUGUUAGGCAAUACUGGUUGGUUCCUCACUAAUUUGGAGACUACUCUUAAAAUCCUUCCUCCUAAUAUCUCUGAUCAUGCCAUGUUGUAUCUGGUUACUAGCCAAACUCAGAGGAAAUCCCCCAGACAUUUUAAAUUCAGCAAUUGCAUUACUGAUAUGCCUGGCUAUGACACUUUGGUUAAGAAGAAUUGGGAAGGCCUCCUUAGAGGUAGUCCAAUGUGUGUUCUCUGGCACAAGAUCAGGCGUUUGAAACAGGAUCUGCAACAAUUCAACAAACCUAUUUCUGAUGUUAAGACCAAAUUGGUAUCUGCUAGAACUAAUCUAAAAGAAAUCCAAGAGCAGCUGAGGAGUGACAGAUUGAACAACAAUUUGAUUUUGACAGCAAAAGAUCUGACUGAAGAAAUCAUAACUUUGAAUGAAAUGGACUGGAAGAUUCUGCAACAAAGAGAAAAGAUUGAUUGGAUCAAAAAGGGAGAUGGCAAUAAUCAAUAUUUCUAUGCUGCUAUCAAGGCCAGACAUCAUUCCAAUUGUCUUAACAACCUGAAAAAACGAGAUGGCAGUCAGACCAAUUCCAUAUCAGACAUUGAAGAGGAGGUGCUUAACUUCUACAGCAACUUAAUUGGCAAAAAUACUGAAAACAUCAAUCACAUUGAUAUUGAGGCCAUGAGAAUGGGGAAGCAGCUUGACAAUUACCAAAGGGAAUACCUUAUCAGACCUAUAUCAGAAAAUGACAUAACCACAACUCUUAAGGGGAUUGGAGACCUCAAAGCACCAUGUUUGGAUGGAUUUGGAGCCAAGUUUUUAAAAAGCAGCUGGGCAACUAUAAGAGAAGAUGUGAUAGCAGCUGUGGGGGAAUACUUUGAAACAGGAAAAAUCUACAAAGCUUUCAACAAUGAUGUUGUGUCUUUAAUUCCUAAAGGGCAAAGUGCUUCUGAAAUCCAAGAUUACAGACCUAUAGCUGUCUGCACCACUUUUUACAAGAUUAUUUCAAAGAUCCUGACUAACAGAUUAGGAGCUGUCAUUUCUAGUAUGGUAAAUCAUAAUCAAGCAGCUUUCGUACCAGGUCAGAACAUCCACCAGCACAUCAUGCUUGCUACUGAGUUGCUUAAGGGUUAUAACAGGAAAGGAGGCACACCUAGAAUCAUGAUUUAA